Molecule: messenger RNA, 921 nt
Organism: Aspergillus mulundensis
Lineage: Eukaryota; Fungi; Ascomycota; Eurotiomycetes; Eurotiales; Aspergillaceae
Product: putative mitochondrial 2-oxodicarboxylate carrier protein
Exons: 5
Coding region: 1-921 (306 amino acids)
Biological process (GO): transmembrane transport
Source: RefSeq, a predicted model, not a curated record
AUGGCGAGCGACAAGCCCCAGGCGCCCUUGCCUUUCGCCUACCAGUUCGUCGCUGGUGCGGUCGCCGGUGUGUCGGAGAUUCUGGUUAUGUACCCAUUGGACGUUGUCAAGACCCGAGUCCAACUCCAAACGAACGUCGCCGCCGCCGGUGAGGAUUCCUACAAUGGCAUGCUCGACUGCUUCCGCAAGAUCAUCCGCAAUGAGGGUGCAUCUCGCCUCUACCGCGGUAUCUCCGCCCCCAUCCUGAUGGAAGCGCCCAAGCGCGCGACCAAGUUCGCCGCCAACGACUCCUGGGGCGCCUUCUACCGCAACCUCUUCGGCGUCGAGAAGCAGACGCAGUCCCUCGCCGUCCUGACCGGUGCCACCGCCGGAGCCACCGAAUCCUUCGUCGUCGUCCCCUUCGAGCUCGUCAAGAUCCGUCUGCAAGACCGCGCCUCCGCAGGAAAGUACAACGGCAUGCUGGACGUCGUCCGCAAGAUCGUCAAGGCCGAGGGACCCCUUGCGCUCUACAACGGUCUUGAGAGUACGCUGUGGCGCCACAUUCUCUGGAACGCCGGUUACUUCGGGUGCAUUUUCCAGGUCCGCGCGCAGAUGCCCGCCCCCGAGCCGGGCAACAAGUCCCAGCAGAUGAUCAACGACCUGAUUGCUGGUGCGAUUGGUGGUACGUUCGGUACUGUCCUCAACACGCCCAUGGAUGUCGUCAAGUCGCGCAUCCAGAACACCACCAAGGUUCCCGGCCAGACGCCCAAGUACAACUGGGCCUGGCCUGCUCUGGGGACGGUCAUGAAGGAGGAGGGAUUCGGUGCGCUGUACAAGGGUUUCACGCCCAAGGUCCUCCGGUUAGGUCCUGGCGGUGGUAUUCUGCUCGUUGUGUUCACGGGAGUGAUGGACUUCUUCAGGAAGCUGAGGGGCGAGGCUUAA